Molecule: messenger RNA, 1305 nt
Organism: Fusarium verticillioides 7600
Lineage: Eukaryota; Fungi; Ascomycota; Sordariomycetes; Hypocreales; Nectriaceae
Exons: 2
Coding region: 110-1138 (342 amino acids)
Source: RefSeq, a predicted model, not a curated record
CCGCAAAACACCUCGACUCCAUUGCUACUCUGCUCCAAGAUACCCUCAAACUUGCACUUCCACUUCCACCAACCUCAAAUCCCAUGUUUCCUCACAAUCCGCCGCCCGGAUGAUCCGCCAAAAAUGGCUUCCCUAUGCCAGGGCCAUCUUCGCCGCCCAGAAAAGAUGUCUUUCCUCGCCAGGCGCCAGAUCCACCAAGUUCGUCGAAAAAGAUGAGAGCUGGGGAACUCUGCAGGAGAAGCUCAACUCUUCUCUUGCUAAGCGCAGUCCCGGUCGGAUCUCCAAGUCGAAGCCAAGGCCUCGCACUCGAUUGGAGGGUGCAAUGGCUGAGGGCUUUGGUUCCCAACACAUGCUUAUCAUCGAGGGUCUGCCAACGUCGCUUGUCGCUGCUGACUUCCAUCGUCUUGCGCCAGGUACGCUCGCUGGCUGGGAAAACGUCAUUACCCAUGUCUACCAAGAUCGCGAUCCCUGGACGAUGGAACCGCUUGGCACAUACUACAUAACCUUCCCCUCCAGCGCCGCCGCUGACAUCUACCGCGAUAGAGUCGAACGUGUCCUCCGCCUCGCCCAAGCAAAGAUGAGGGAUGGCACAGGUUUCUGGGCCACCAAAGUGAACCCCGCUCUCAUCAAUAGAAAAAGCAAACCCGAAAUUGAGGUCGAGCGCUUCACACUCCUCCCAGGUUCAUACGCAUCCGCACCUAAGAUCAAGUUCAGACGGGUCAAAAACAUGGCAUGGCAGCAAGUUAUGCAUCGAAUCGUCAAAAAGUCUUCCCAUAAAAGGAAUCCUAGCCAUGUGCUGCUUGAGCUACCGCAGGCGAACUUCUCGGCGUCGGAGCUCAAGGCGAUCAUAAAGCAGGAUGGUGUAGAAAGUGGACACGAUUGGCAGAUGGAUGUGUUCAGUCUCAGGGAGACCAUGGACUUCGAGGAGGGGUUUCCCAGAAACACCCGCCGGGUGCCUUUGUUUCGAAGCAGCCCGGAGUUUCGACACAAGCUCGAUUCCCGGUUUGUCCUUACCUGCGCGAAUCCUGAAGUUGCAUGGCGAUUCAUUCGUAACUGGAAUCAGCGCAUUCUUGAAUAUGACGGAGGAGACGAGGUUAUCUUUCGUAACCGUGUAAAAGCAUCAUAUAUUCAGACUUAGCGAUUGUAUUUUAUUGUAACGAAAAGAAUCAAAGAAUCAAAGACGCUCGCUUCACAGCCCAUCAAAUCUCCGAUGGUCUGAAAAUAAGACAUCAACACAUUCACAAAGGAGCCAUUGGCUCCUCUUGACCCGAUACCUAAUCGCAGGCAAGGCAAUUAAAUACUCCA